Molecule: messenger RNA, 315 nt
Organism: Haemonchus placei
Lineage: Eukaryota; Metazoa; Nematoda; Chromadorea; Rhabditida; Trichostrongylidae
Source: the annotation of a GenBank genome assembly
AUGCCGAAUACCCUCAGUAUGUCCAAAUCAUCUUCGUCAUCCACGCUAGGGGGUUCUGCCCAGCUAUCUGAUACAUUGCCGGUUAAGGAUGAGGCUGUCACCGGACUCUCCCAACCUGGUCUCGACGAUAUACAGGAUGACGCUCAUCUAAACGGUGGACGUCAAGCGCGUUCGCGACGCCACGACAUCUGCCCUUCCGCAAGUUUAGAGCUACAACUGUGCUACGGCGACGUUGCUCACUCGAAUAUCAACGAAGGCAACGCAGUCUUCACCGAGAAACUGUUACUUCUAAUCAACUUGCAAUCAAGCUCUUAG